Messenger RNA from Amoebophrya sp. A120, 3498 nucleotides. The record is from the annotation of a GenBank genome assembly. Lineage: Eukaryota; Dinophyceae; Syndiniales; Amoebophryaceae.
GCAGAAUUCAUUGUGCAUCGUUUUUCUUUGGUGCUUCACGUUUCCUGUGGGUCGUUUGUCUGCGUCUGAGUUAAUUUCACUUCACUUUCAGAUCAUCUUCAUGUUCAUCGUCAUUUUCAUCGGCAAUAAAAGAGAUCAGGCGUACCGCGCACGGUGUUUCAAAAAUCAAGGUGAUCUCUUUUGUUUUUCGAUGUAGCUCGCCGACGGAAAAGAAAGAUCCUGCUGUCAGUUUUUUGGUGACUAAAGACCUUUUCCGUUGGUAGAACGACGAAGCAAGCGGCAGGAAAAGUGAACUUCUAUCGGCCUUCUGUUUUGCGUUUUGUCCCUGCUUCCUUUGGGUGAAAGGUUUCGUUUUCAACUGUGUUGCAGAACCUGCAACGCCGGCCCAGGCUGACGCAAUCGUCCCAGUGCUCGACGCUGCGAGUGGACCUUGUGCAUCAGCGUAUCAAUAAGCACUAUAGCCGACGACAAAGAUGAGCUCUACUGCGUCGCGUCACUGGUUUGUCUACGCGUUCGUUUUGCUUCCGCUGACGUAUCUACUGUUUGACGCCGAGCGGUUGCAGAGUUGGAAUUUGUCGAAACUCUCCCUUGAGGAAGGCCUGGUCGACUUUUCCUGGGCCCAUUUUUCCCUGCGAAGACCAGAAUCCCAACCACCUCCGGACCAUGUGCCACCUCUGGAAUCGCGUGAUGGGGAUCAUCCGCAGCUCGGCCAGGCAGCCGAGGAAGCGGGUUCCGCGAGAAGCGUAAUCCGAACGAAGCCGCUACCGGUAUUGGGGAACGACGGUGAAGUCGCUGCUGCGGCGAAGGGACGACAAAUAUCCCUGACGCCACUUGCGAGUGUGGACGCGGGCGACGACGACUCUUCUGCAACAGAGUUUGAACCAUCAGAAGCAAUAGGUAAAACAGAGACGAGUAGGAGCGUAGGACCGAGGAACCCACUGUCUUUCACGGGGCUGCACUUUGAUGAUGGCCCAUAUCAGCACCAGAACCGACCCGCCGAAUCCGCUGCAUCGCGAGAUAACUACUGCAAGUUGCUGGCGCAGGCGAGCACCUAUGGCUUGAUCGACUUCUCCAUCUUCGAUUCGGACUACUGUUCGAAGCCAGAUCCGUCCGCAAGCGCCAAUGCCAUGAUCGACACAAACAGUAUCGACUGCACCCGUCUCAUGGAAUUUCUUUACCUCACGCGCGGCAGCACGAAGAAACAAAUCCUUCACGAAAAGGAGCUGCUGAAGCGGGUAAUUUUUUGAAGCAUUCGUUUGAAGAGCUUACGCUGAGGACAAACUAAAAAUAUGAGAUCGCAAGAAUUGCAGCAAGAACUACAAUGUUGAGAUGAAAGACAACCGCAUGUUGAUCGAAACGCCGCCAACGACCUUUUUCAGGAUGCCUCCGAUCCCGAAUCGGGCUACCCAGUAGUGAUGUACGUCAAUCGAGUGGGCAUGUUUGUCACCGCCCACGCACACAUUGUGGGCGCGAUCAUUUCGCAGCGAGACGAAUGCUUCUCCGAGCAAGUGCGCUUGCUCUUCGUCGUCAACUUGCGCAGGUAAGAACUGGCCUGGUAUUGGGAGGCUGGCAUUUUUUGGACGUCAAUUAUGUGACGAGGAUGGACGAAUUUGACAUGCAUAAACACAGCAGCGAAACACACCUCGUUUGCGUUUGGAAAAAGAUUCUGCUUCAAUUUCUUGUCAGGUUCAAAACCCUAGUGUCGGAGCAGUUUCGCAUCGUGUGGCUGGCCUACCAAGGUGUGGACAAGGAAGGUUACUGCAUGACAGAAAAGUGCACCAAGCGCGCCGCGACCUUCCCGGAGGUUGUUGAGAACUGGACGACGAGGGUCACGAAGCUUUUGGAUAGCGACUUGAAAACCUUCAAGUCAGUGUUGGAAACCUGGCGGCCACCUCUCCCCGAAGAAGCGCACUUCUACUCGCACGAGACUGAUGGACGGUGAGAUAAGGGAAAUUGCACACUGUCAUGUGGCCUUCUGAUCGUUGCUUUACAAUGCUCUAGGUCGGCAAUAGCCAUGAUCAUGAAUGGUUGUUGAUUGAAAAUGAUUAUCGUGUCCUUGGCUGCGGAAUUUUUUAUACAUGCUACUGCUCCAGGUUCACCACCCUUGAGAUGCUCCGUCGUGCGACCUUCAACGAAUGGUUUGUGGAUACAGGCAUGCUCCGGGCGGCUCUGCGGAGCGGCGUCUUUCCCGUUGGUUCCACGGUGGCGGACCUCGGCGCCGGGACGGGAGAGUACGCACGCUGGCUGAACGAUACCGGGUUGGUGGACGCGUUUUCCUUCGACGGCAGCGCAGACAUCGAGUUGCUCACGAAAAAGAAAGUCAAGCACUUGAACUUGGUACGAAUUGCCGCAGCUUUGCGUUGCUCUCAAGAUUAUUUCUUCGCGUUGUACACGAGAGAAGGGAGGCCACAUUUUAUGCAGUUAUACGUGUUAAAAAUCGUAAUGACGCACACACUGCGUCGAAACUGAAUGCAACUGUUUUAUUUGCCAGGUUACCUCCAUCCGCCGUCCGCUGAAGCACAACUGGGUUCUCCUUCUGGAAAUCUGCGAGCACAUCCCGGCGGAGUUGCACCCUAUCUUCUUCCAGAAUGUCGGCGGUUUUGCUGGCGACGGAAUUGUGCUCAGUUGGGCGCCCCCACAGGUGCCCAACAUCGGACACACCAACCCGCUCCCGGAGCAGGACGUGCGGCAGGUCCUGCAAAAGUUCUUGCCACUCUUCUCCGUGGAUCAGGAGGCUACGCAGCUCUUACGGGCGCACAGUCAAGUUGGUAAAAAUGCGAUAAAGACAUAGCCUGAAGAUCUUCUACGACUUUGUAGCAGGGGUUAGGGUAUGAGUUUGUUGCCACCGCUAUCAUGAUAGUCUUUUGUUUGUUGCAAGAGUGAGAAAAGUCACACAACACCCUGCUAAUCAGGUUGGCUGAAAAACACCCUAACUGUUCUUCGCCGGUAUCCGGAGAACCUGCUGGCAGGGCUGGAGCCGACUUGUUAUGCGGAGGAGCAUGUAAUGUUCGCCGGCGAGGACGAUGCCGUGCUGGAACAGACCGACGCGCCGCAGACCUGCUGCGACGCUUGCCGGCAGAAUCCCGACUGCCGCUACUGGGUCUGGUCGCACUCCCAGAAAACCUGCUGGCUCAAACGCACGAAGGUGUACCAAACAGAGGAAAAGGGCUUUCUCAGUGGGACCAAAGACCCGCAGGCUGGCGGGAACGCAGGAGACUUGUGAAGAAAGACUGUUAUGUGGACGAAGGUAAAGUAGAGCUAGCACGUGGCUCCUGCUCUCACGAAUGCUAUCAUAAAGAACAGAAAGAAUAUCUCGCUCUAGAGUUCUUGCACAACGACAUAGUACGAGAUUGAAGUGAAAGCAAACAAGUGACGAAGAUGUCCGUCUUCCAUGGGUUCCCUCGUGCGAUGGAAUUUUCCGCGAAUCCUUGGGCUGUUCCACCGUGGCCACACACGACAGUAAGGAGAGAAGAGCGCCUGCCUCUUGAGGAAUUCCAG